AGCGUUUAUUUGGUACUCCUCAAUCCAAUGAUCAGAGGAGUAUAUGUGCUAAUUCGUGAAUGAUAGGACUGUCUAAAUAGGAAGAGAGAAAAAAAAAACAUAGGCUAAAGAGAGAGGAAGGGAAAAUAAUAGGGGUUUAUAAGCCUAGACAGAUAUCACAGGCUUCGUCUUCUCUCCAUUUCAGUUCGGGUACUCCUUUUUACAGUGAGAGAGGAAAAGAGAGGGGGAGAGAGAGAGAGAGAGAGAUGGGGAAGAAGGCAAAGAGCUCUAGAAAGGGGAAGAAGGAAUGGCGGAGCAAUAUUAGCAGCGCAGACGUUGAUGAGUACUUUGAGAAGGCAACAAAGGAUGCACUCAGUGGAGGCUCCCUCACCCAUCUCCCUGACCAAUCCCUUUUCUUCAUCGACAAAGACAAAGAUUUCUCAAUCAAGCGUAAAAUUGAGAAGCACAGAGAGAAGGUCCUCCGAUGUGACAGUAUCUUACAGAGGAGCACCCUUGUGCAGAAAGUGCCGUCAUCCAAGAGGAAGCCAAAAAAGUCGAAGGCCAAGGUUCUACCCAAGGAGAAGCUCAACACCAUUAAAACAACUGAGGCUGACCAAGAUUCAAAUGCUACAGUGCUUGACAUAUGGGAUAACAAAGAAGGGGAUACAAAGGCGAAAAAGAAGUCAAAGAGAUCUGUUAUUCCAGCAGUGGAGAUAGAGCCACCAGGUUGCUCUUUCAAUCCAUCUACUGAUGACCACCAGGAUUCUCUGGCUGUUGCUGUUGCUGAUGAAAUGCAAAAAGUGUACCGAGCUGAAUUGGGUCCUCAACCUGUUCCUCGAAGGGUUCAUGGGACCAAAAUAGAUGAAGAAGAUAUGUAUUUUCUUGAUGUGGAUGAUACGAAUGACGAGGAUUUGAAGAAUGAUGAGGAUUUGGAAAAUGAUGAUAAUGUUGCACAUGAGCACAGGCCUUUAAAAAACAAAAGGCUGACACAGGUAGAGCUAAAUCGAAGGGCUAGGCGAAAGGAGCAGCUGAAGGCUGAAUCAGAAGCCAAAAAACAGGAGAACAUCUCAAAGGAGAUUGACUGCUUACCUGAUAUAAUUAAAGAAAUCACCAAAGAGGAUGAAGAAAAGCACAAGAGACUUGUUAGGCGUACAGUGGCUCGGCUAGAAAGACUUAGAAAAGCACCCCCACGCUUGGGGAAGCACAAAUUUGAGCCAGAGCCAGUUCAGGUUCUUUUAACUGAAGAACUCACAGGAUCAAUUAGAACCUUGAAGGGAUGUUGCACUCUUGCAAGGGACCGGUUUAAGAGCCUUGAAAAGCGAGGACUAGUGGUUCCUGGAGGCAAGCGCAAAAGACGUUAAAUGCUGCUUCAUUCAUCAAAAAGUCUGUGAUCGUGAGGCUGAGGUUUUCCGGGGACAUCAAUGUCAUAGAUCCAUGUAUUACUAUCUUUAUUAUACCAAGAGGAUGUAAUUUAGUAAUUUAGAUAGGAAAAUCUUUUCUAUCGAAAGCGUGCAGGUUUGGUAUUGAAAUAUUUAGGCCAAUUUUGGUAAUUUCUUGGCUGAGAAACACGAACAGUCAUGGGAUUAUGGAUGUUGUGUUUGAUAAACAUAUUUCUUUCAUUUUUAUCUUGAUAUGGAAUCUGAUUUUUCUUGA
Molecule: messenger RNA, 1632 nt
Organism: Amborella trichopoda
Lineage: Eukaryota; Viridiplantae; Streptophyta; Magnoliopsida; Amborellales; Amborellaceae
Product: Nop53 protein
Biological process (GO): ribosomal large subunit assembly; rRNA processing
Cellular component (GO): nucleolus
Molecular function (GO): 5S rRNA binding
Source: RefSeq, a predicted model, not a curated record